Messenger RNA from Aplysia californica (California sea hare), 3191 nucleotides. Its product is annotated as sodium-coupled monocarboxylate transporter 2-like. The record is from RefSeq and is a predicted model, not a curated record. The transcript has 11 exons. Gene Ontology annotation, molecular function: symporter activity. Lineage: Eukaryota; Metazoa; Mollusca; Gastropoda; Aplysiida; Aplysiidae. Bases 39 to 3191 code for a protein of 1050 amino acids. Gene Ontology annotation, cellular component: membrane. Gene Ontology annotation, biological process: transmembrane transport; sodium ion transport.
GACGGACGCGCUCUGAGCUCUGGCAGUAGAGAGCGACCAUGGAGGUUUUCCGUUUCCACAUAGCUGACUAUAUCGUGGGGGUUCUUGUGAUGCUGGUGCCUGUGGCGAUUGGCGUGCUGUUCGCUGUCAGGGACAAGGACAGAGCCACCAGGGAGGAGUACCUGUUGGGUGGUCGGCAGAUGCACCUACUGCCGGUUUCCAUGUCCAUCUUCAUCACAUUCCAGUCAGCCAUCUCCCAGAUCGGUAUUCCCAGCGAAGUGUACAUGUACGGAUCUAUGUACAUUAUUCUUGGCAUUGGCCUCGCCCUGAGCUACAUUGUGGGUGUGUACACUCUGGUGCCCCUCAUGUAUCCCUUGCGACUCACCAGCAUCUACGAGUACCUCCUCUUGAGGUACCGAUCCAAUACAGUUCGAAUGCUGAGCACUGUCAUUGGUAUGCUCACCACAGUUUGCUACAUGGCUAUUGCUCUACUGUCUCCAGCCCUUGCAUUGCAGUUGUGUUUGUGCUUAUUUUUUUCUUACCCUUUUUUCCACUGUUUCCAGGCCUCAGCUGGUAUUCCAUUGUGGAUGUCUGUGGCUAUAGUCGGUGGUAUCGGCACAAUCUACACUACCAUUGGAGGCAUCAAAAGUGUAAUCUGGACAGACGCCUUCCAGACAGUCAUUGUUUUCAUUGGCAUCUUCACCAUCAUCAUAAAGGGUGUGUGGGAAGUAGGCAGUGUGUCAGAAGUGUGGGAGACUGCUCAGGCAGGUCAGAGGACUAUUUUGAACGUCAUUGAUCCUGACCCGCGUGCACGUCACUCCUACUGGGGCUGUCUCAUCGGAGGUCUUUUUAUCUGGUUGGUGAACGGGUUCAAUCAGUCAACGAUACAACGUGUAGGGGCGAUGAAAACCAUCAAGGCAGCCAAGCAGUCCUAUCUGCUCAACAUUCCCUUCAUCAUCGUCUACAACUUUAUCCUUGUCGUAGUGGGCAAUAUAAUCUACGCCUACUUUGCCCACAAACGGUGCGAUCCUUACGAGUGCUUUGAAUUCACUAAGGAGUUGGUCUUUCACUCCAUAUUCUUCCACAUUCUGCCACUGCCUGCCCCUGUCGACUCGGCCAGAUGCCUUCUCUUGGUCCACAAACGCAACAUCCAGCUCUCUGCUGUGUUUUAUCUCUCUAUUGUCUCUGUGCGAAUGGACAGCGAUAGAAGCUAUAUCAACAACAAGAACCAGAUGGCGCCAUUCUUUGUCCUGGACGCCUUGAACGAUAUGCCUGGGAUGCCGGGCCUGUAUGUCGCUACACUGUGUUGUGGCUCCCUCAGCACUCUCUCCUCAGGCAUUAACGCUCUAGCAGCAAACACCGUAGAGGAUCUCUUCAGUCACCACUUGAAAUCUUUCAAAGAGGGUACCGUAAUUUUUAUCACAAAAGUCGCCGUGCUAUUUUUCGGAUUUCUGAUUGUUGGACUAGCGUACGGAGCCAAAUAUCUACAGGGCCCUGUCACUCAGAUGGCUACUUCAAUCUUCGGGGCGUGUGGGAGUCCAGUGCUGGGAAUCUUCAUCAUAGGGGGAUGUGUGCCUUGGGCGAACAAAUAUGGCGCUCUCGCUGGUUCAAUUGUAUCUCUGAUCUUCAACUUCUGGGUCACAGUUGGAAAUCGUAUGUAUGGACGAAAGCUUCCGGUACUGAAACCAGUUACGACAGACAUGUGUUUUGGAAACUCGUCCUCAGUCGUAGCCAGUGGAUUCAACAUGACCACAACUGCGUCAAUGAUGCUCAGUUCUUCCCCAGGUGCCGGGUCUCCAUCCGAGGGGAAACUGUUGGAUGACAGCGCUUACGACUAUGGUUUCUUCAUGUACGAUGUAUCUUACGAGUGGUACAGUUUUAUGGGGACGGUCGUGUGUGUCAGUAUCGGGCUGACAGUCAGUUACAUAACCAGGUCUCUAGAUUCGGUGCCCAAGGGUACUGAACCUGCGCUUAUCUUUCCGUUUCUACGAAGAUUCUGGGGCUUGGAGGAAGAACCUAAUAUUCACAGAGAACUAAGAACUAUUGAAUUAGAUAUUGACACGAAUGAUACAGAAAAGCUUGCGCUGAACACAGAUGCUCCUGAACUUGACAUGGGGGAACAAGAUGAAAAACUGCCACUCGAAGAGAAUGAUGCUGAUGACAGCUGCAAUGGGAAAAACCGACUAACCUGUGCAGACCUGUCGUUCAAACUAGAUUUAUGUCACGCGAGAAAAUGCAAGCAGGACAUAUUAUUAGCUGCUUGUGAGCAUGGUAGUCCUACUUCGGGGUCAAAUAAAUAUAAGGAAGCUAAUCACAAUAGAAAUUGUGGAGAGGACGACCCGAGCCCACAACUGAAAAGCAUGUUGGAGUGCACAAGAUUGAAGACAGGAAUAAAUGCUCUGGCAGCAAAUACUGUUGAGGAUAUUUUGGGACAGCCCCUCAGCUCGGUCAAAGAAGGAACGGCAACUUUCAUCACCAAAAUCGCUGUGCUCAUCCAUGGCGCAGUCAUUGUCGGACUUGCUUACGGAGCACAGUACCUCCAGGGUCCUGUAACCCAAAUGGGGGGAACUGUAUUCGGAGCCUGCGGAAGUCCCGUCUUGGGCAUCUUCCUCAUGGGCGCCAGCAUACCCUGGGCCAACAAAUACGGUGCCUUAGUAGGCGCCAUAUCCUCUCUGUCCUUUAACCUCUGGUUGAGCAUCGGUAACCGGUUGUAUGGUAGGAAACUGAGAACAUUUGAUCCUGUACCUACAGAUAUGUGCUCAAGUAACUACACAACUUUACCUACUUAUCCAACUAUUGCAGAAAGUUUCGGAAAUAACUCUUACAUAAACAAUUCCUUCAUUCGUCAUGAUAUUUUGAGUACUGCCCUGGAAGUGACGUCUCCUGUAAUUUCAGAUAGCAUUGACGAAAGCGCCUAUGAGUACGGUUUUUUUCUAUAUGACAUUUCCUAUGAAUGGUACAGUCUACUUGGCACAAUUGUAUGUGUAAGUACUGGCCUGUUGGUCAGUUACGUAACCCGCUCUCAGUCUUCUACUUCCACUGAUCCUGCACUUAUCUUUCCCUUUCUCCGAAAAUUCUGGGGCAUGGAAGAGCAUCCACCUACCAUGAUGCAUCCAGGGGAGUUGGAACUGGAAAUUAUGGCCAACGAUCAAAAGACUGAAAAUGGCAACGAUGUAAUGAAGGACAAGGAACGCCUUAUGUCUCAGACAUGA